This is a messenger RNA of Cutaneotrichosporon cavernicola, 2052 nucleotides long. RefSeq lists its product as uncharacterized. Lineage: Eukaryota; Fungi; Basidiomycota; Tremellomycetes; Trichosporonales; Trichosporonaceae. The transcript has 4 exons. The record is from RefSeq and is a predicted model, not a curated record. Gene Ontology annotation, biological process: MAPK cascade; cellular hyperosmotic response; protein phosphorylation. Gene Ontology annotation, molecular function: MAP kinase kinase activity; ATP binding. The coding region runs from base 1 to 2052 and encodes 683 amino acids.
AUGUCAAUCGACAAGACCAGUCCCCUCCCAGUAGACUUGGCGCCGACGGCCGCGCCAGCGAACAAUGCCGGGUUGCCGAUUGGCACGGAUUCGGUGUUGUCCUCCGCCGCAAAUGCCGCAAAUCCGACGGCAACCGACAACUCGGCACCCGACGCUGAGUUUGACGCUUUGCAUAUCGACUCCAAAUGUGAGGCAAACGCAGACCAUCUUGAGGAGCACGACCGGACUGAGAACGCGCCCGCAGAUGCCCCUCGGCUAGCGGCCCCUCAACUCGCUUCUAAUGCCGCGCCAGGCCUUCCGGCAAGCGCUAGCCGAAGUGCGGAGCACUCGGGAUGUCCUGUACCUCCAUCGUCAGCAACGAGCAGCUUUCCUCCCGGAUCCGCACACGUAACCGCUGGCGCACACGCCGCAACUCCUCCAACCAGCUUGCGUUUACCUGCGGACGGUGCUCCUGCCGCUGCUGAUCGCCCUCCUGUACCAAUGCCUAGUGCUCACAGUGUACACCCUGGCAUGCGGCCACCACAAGAUCCAGUUGGGGGAGUACGUCCCCCUGCUGGUAGAGGAAUGGCGGGGCCGAUGGGCAUGCGCGCCCCGAUGGGAGGUCCCAUGGGCAUGGGAGGACGAGGGGCACAGGUCCCCAUCCAAACCCGCCUGCCCCCAUCGCUCCAGGCCAAGAUGGACAAGCUCGCUGCGCAGCGUUCUGGAGCACCGAGCCCUUCAGCCAACAGCGGUAUGGGCCCAGCCCCGGCUGCGACAUCGAUGGGAGCUCUCCUCCGUCAACAGGCCUUCCGCGCCGGGCAGCCGGGUGCACAACAAGGUCCCAACGCGGGUCCUCUGGGGUUAGCGGCGCGACGGGCUGCAGCUGGCCGGAUGACUCUCAACGCUCCUCCAGGUGCGCCUGCGGGCCGAGGAGGUCUCGUAGCGGCCCGUGGUGGGAUCGCCGGGCGUCGUGGACCACCUGGCGGUCUGUCGUUGGCCCAGAUGGGCGGCCCUGCCCCAGAGGAAUCAAAGUUCAAGGACUUUGGCACGAUCGUGGACCCGAACGGCUCUCUCAAGUUCUCGAAGGCGAUUUUGCACGCUGGAGGCGUCGACUUUGGUGAUGGUCAGAGCUUCAAGAUCAACAUGGACGAGAUUGAGGUUCUGGGCGAGUUGGGCAAGGGUAACUACGGCUCUGUACAGAAGGUGUUCCAUCGACCCACUGGCGUCACGAUGGCGAUGAAGGAAAUCCGCCUCGAGUUGGACGAGUCCAAGCUGAACGGCAUCAUCAUGGAACUAGACAUCUUGCACCGUGCUGCUUCGCCUGAGAUUGUUGAGUUCUACGGCGCGUUCACCAUCGAGUCCUGUGUCUACUACUGCAUGGAGUUCAUGGACGCCGGUUCUCUCGACAAACUCACGAGCACGGGCGGCCAGACGCCUAACGACCUGCUUGCACCUGGCGAGCUUCUUGUGCCCGAGCCCGUCUUGAGACGCAUCACGGCCGGCAUCGUCCGUGGCCUGCGCUUCCUUAAGGAUGAGCUGCAGAUCAUGCACCGUGACGUCAAACCGACCAACGUGCUCAUGAACCGCAAGGGCGAGGUUAAGCUCUGUGACUUUGGGGUCUCGGGCCAACUCGAGAAGAGUCUUGCCAAGACCAACAUUGGCUGCCAAUCGUACAUGGCUCCCGAGCGCAUCAGGGGCGAAUCCCAGAACCAGGUCUCGACAUACACGGUGUCGUCGGAUGUCUGGUCUGUAGGCCUCUCGAUCAUUGAGCUCGCAAAGGGUUGCUACCCUUACCCGCCAGAGACGUUUUCCAACGUCUUUGCGCAACUGACGGCCAUCGUCAACGGUCCAGCGCCUACGCUUCCUCCAGGCUACAGCGAUGAUGCCAACGACUUCAUUGCCAAAUGUCUUCUGAAGGACCCGGCCGCGCGCCCAACGUAUGGCGAGCUCCUGCAGCACCCGUUCCUACUCGCAGACAAGGACUCGGAUGUCGACAUGGUGGCAUGGGUCGCGCACACGCUGGAGCGCCAGGCCAAGCGCGUUGUCAUUCCACUUGCCGAGGUCGCGUCGUAA